Caenorhabditis angaria is the source of this 1433-nucleotide messenger RNA. The record is from the annotation of a GenBank genome assembly. Lineage: Eukaryota; Metazoa; Nematoda; Chromadorea; Rhabditida; Rhabditidae.
AUGGAUCGCCAAUCAAGAUGUUUUGGUCAAUAUGGUCGGCCAUAUUUGGUCAGACCCGUCAAUUUGCCACAACGAAAUCCUUAUGAAGGGGCGCCAAUUGUUUUGCAAGGCAAUGCUGCAUCUUAUUCUCAACCAAUUCACCAAUCAAGAAGACGGAAUUCAUUUGAUAGUGGAAUACAAUCAUAUUAUUCGAGACCAGCUAGUGUUAUGUCACGAACAACUUCAGUUUCAGAAACAAUUCAACAAGAACAAAUUCAAAUCGGUAAAAUCAUACAUUUUUCUGUGUUUCUGAACUCUAAAGGGUUUUUUUUUCAGAUCUCGAUAUGUCUGUUUGGGACUUUUAUGACAAGGUUCGACAAAAGACAUUGUCUUGUGAAAAAAUGAGAUUAAAUGGAUAUCCAAUGAUGGGUGCUGAAAAUGUUGUUGUUAUUCACCCAACAAAAUAUGAGAAAGACAAACACAUUUGGGCUUUGACUGAUGAUAGAGAAUGCUUGAGGUGUCACAAAAUGUUUUCAUUUCAUGAUAUGCAAGGAUGUGAUUCGCAUGUUCAUGUUACAAAUCAAAUGCCGAUUUCGGUGAAGUCCGAGUUUGUCGAAACACCACCAGCGCUUUCAAAACAUGAUCCACGAUCUAAUAAGGUAGUGUCACAAUUCAUAUUAUUAUCAUUCUUGCAAAACAUUAUGAAGAACUGAUUACAAAAUACAUUACAGUUCAAAAACAAUGUGUUAAAAAAAAGUUGAUUGUGAGUGCAAGCGUGUUGUCAUUAUCAUAAAAGUGGCGUCUAGUUGUCUACUUUUUGAGAAAACAACUUCGAUAUUUCCAGGUGUAUGCAGUUGAUUGCGAAAUGGUUUACACUAUGAAUGGAUUGGAAUUGGCUCGUUUUACAAUGACUAAUUUCAAUGACGAAGUCGAACUAGAUUUAUAUGUCAAACCGGCUGGUGCUAUUCUCGAUCUAAACACACAACACAGUGGAAUAACUAUGCUAGAUUUGGAAAAGACUGUGGAGACGCUUGAAACAGUAAGUGUUUGGAGAAGGAGGAGAGCGUAAAUACAAGAAUUCUAAAUCCAGAAGCCCGUUGAUUUACUUUUUUCUCACUUAUGAAUUCAACCCCUUUUCAGGAAACUGAUUUGAAUAUUACAAUUUACAGUGUCGUCAUCAAUUGUUCCAAUUCAUAAAUUCGGAAACAAUCUUGGUUGGACAUUCACUUGAAUCUGACCUCAAAGCUUUGCGAUUAGUACAUCCAAAUGUUGUGGACACUGCAAUUAUUUUCGCAGAAAACGGUAGAAAGCAACGCCUUUGUCAUCUGUCAGAACAUUUUCUUCGAAGAACAAUUCAACUACCUGGUGACGGUCAUAAUUCAAAAGAAGAUUCUCAAACUACAUACAAUCUCUUAAAGUACUUUAUCAGUAAGCAAUUAUUCUCAAGCUCAUAA